Molecule: messenger RNA, 2661 nt
Organism: Drosophila arizonae
Lineage: Eukaryota; Metazoa; Arthropoda; Insecta; Diptera; Drosophilidae
Gene: NfI
Product: Nuclear factor I
Biological process (GO): regulation of transcription by RNA polymerase II
Cellular component (GO): nucleus
Molecular function (GO): RNA polymerase II cis-regulatory region sequence-specific DNA binding; DNA-binding transcription factor activity, RNA polymerase II-specific
Source: RefSeq, a predicted model, not a curated record
GCUCAAAAAUGAACAAGAAAUUAAGAAACGUAUAAAUGUCGCAAGAAAAAAUAAUGGAAUUGGCUUGAAAAAUACAAAACCAUUUUCUUGAAAAUUGAAAGAGAAAUAUGUCCAAAGUAUAUAGAUUCCUGUUGUUGAAAUCGGGCUGAUAGGAUAUGAUAUAUAAAGUACGCAAGGUAUGUUUAUACCAGAAACACUAAGAAGCUGUAUGAUCGAGACGGACGUAUCUUCCUAUUUACAAACAUCAUCUACCGGACAGAAUGAAAAAACAGAAGUGAAACAGAAAUGGGCGUCACGACUUUUGGGUAAACUACGAAAGGAUAUAACACAAGAGAGUAGAGAGGAUUUUGUUCAAUCGAUUAUUGGGAAACGUAAAUCUAUUUGUGUUCUAUCGAAUCCCGAUCAAAAAGGAAAAAUGAGACGCAUCGACUGCCUAAGACAAGCCGACAAAGUCUGGCGUCUCGACCUCGUUAUGGUUAUACUCUUUAAGGCCAUACCAUUAGAGAGUACCGACGGCGAACGGUUGGAAAAGAAUCCUGAAUGUCUCCAUCCCGGGCUGUGUGUCAAUCCCUAUCACAUAAACGUCUCCGUGAGAGAGUUGGACCUGUAUUUGGCGAAUUUCAUCAACACGCACAAUUCAUCAAUAAAUACCAUCUCGAGUUCAUUGCCUAGCAGCCGAUCAGCCCAAGUUGCCAUUUGCAGUCAACAUCGAAACAAUAAUAUAUCAGUAGACAGAAAAGACGAUAAUGACAAUGAUGCGAAAACAGAAGGUCUUCGCCACAAUCCAUACAAUGGUGUUGUUUGCAACGAUAUUAUCCUGGCCACCGGAGUUUUCUCAUCGCAGGAGCUCUGGACCCUCUCCAAAGACUCAAUACUGGAUGAAGUGAGUGAUAAUAGCUUGCAAACGAACAUUAUCAAGAGGGAGAAUCUGGGAACGGCUUUUGACUGCAACACAUAUCAACUGACCCCCGAUUCACCCAUAUCCAGCUCGCAGAGCCAGGCACAAGCAGGUGCUAUUGGGGCCAAUACAAUUCCUGGCGGAUACAGCAUUGACUUUAUCGAUCAGAAUCAGAGAAGCGUACACUUAUCAUCGUCUCCACUGCUGCGCGCUGAUACGACAAAUGGCUCGAGUGAGGCAUGCAAAAUUGACCAAAGCUCGUCACCUCCACUAAUUUCAUGUACAACAACAACGGGCACCGAGAACUGCUCAACUGGCAGUUUCUCUGUCGUCCUCCGAUCAGCUGACAACAUGAAUUCAAGUGAGGAAAUAACAACAGCGGCAGCUGAGUCCUCAAUUUCCCUGAAUCGAUAUACGCCUCUAAAUAGUCGCCCCAUUGCAGCUAUGCCAGCUAUUCGCUCAGCAGAAGCCAUAUUGCAUCAUAACUGUUCCACAUUUCUGGCAACGUCUGUUAGUCCGGUUAAUACAAUCUAUUAUCCGCAACAUAGCAGUCCACGACUUAUGCAUCAUACGAUAUUAGAUCAGGAACAUGCACAUGCCACACAACAACAACAACAACAGCAACAACAACAACAACAACAACAACACCAGCAACAUCAGCAACAGCAGCAACAACAGCAGCAGCAUCAUGCCAGCGACACACAUGAUAUAAGCGAUUUUGUAACGUACGUUUGCCAAGAUGGAGCAGGAGGUGGAGGGCAUUCAACAAGCCUAGCGGCAGCCGCAGCCGCAGCAACCUUAGAUAGUCCAGUCUUUCAGCAUGCGCAUCAGUUGUCCACACAUCAUAGCCAUCAUUCCCCUCACUAUCAAAUCCAUCCACAGCUGAGAGCAACGAAAUUGGGGGCUGCUCCAUCGUCGUCCCAUUAUCAUAGCACAAUGUUGCCGCCGAUGCUACCACCGAUGGCUCGACCUGUUGCUAUAAUACGCACCAGCGCUGAUCUGGCAAGGGUCACGGGUCAGUCUCCGGCCACGUCCUCGUCGACGAAGAGCAGCACAGUGGCCAAUGAUGAUGAGAAUCGCAACAUCAAUUCAAUGGAUGGGGGUACCCAGAGUCCAGCUAAUCCAGAGAUAGAUCCAAACACAAAUGCGGAUUGUACAACUUUGGGUUCAAGAUCCUCGCCACAGUCGCAGUCACAGCCACAGGCACAGCCACAGCCAGCGACCAGUCCUCAUACCCAUACAAGCGAAAGUCUCCGAAGUAAAAUGCCAUCGAUUGCCUCGAAUUCGCUAACUCGAAUCGCAACGCCAAUGUACCCCACGGCAAAUAGUCGAGAUUAUUUCAAUCACUUUCAUACCCAAUCGACAUCGCUAUUGGGCUAUGCUGGAUCUAUUUCGACAAUGUCUGGUGUCAUGAGUCCAACAAAUCUCAGCUUAUAUUCAACACCAACAAUGACUGUGAGCUCUGCACAUCGUUCAAAUGCAAGAUCCCGAUGGAAUAAUGGAUUAACCGAAGAUGAAUUUAACCUAAUUCCACACUCUGUAGCUAGUACAAAUAUAGAAAAUACACAGGUUAUAUUGAUGGAAGAUUCAACGGGUCGUUUCACUGAUGAAUACUCUACAAAUGCAAAUCGUGAUUAUGUUUAAUAAAUUACCAACAUAAUAUUCUGGAGCUAUGCUUCGGGCAAGCUAAAGCUGAUAUACAAUAAUUAAGGCAUAUUUAAAAAGAACAGACAUACUGAUAUUCUCACAUAUACAUGCAUUGU